This is a messenger RNA of Ixodes scapularis (black-legged tick), 906 nucleotides long. RefSeq names its product zinc finger protein 525-like. Gene Ontology annotation, biological process: regulation of transcription by RNA polymerase II. The record is from RefSeq and is a predicted model, not a curated record. Lineage: Eukaryota; Metazoa; Arthropoda; Arachnida; Ixodida; Ixodidae. Bases 1 to 876 code for a protein of 291 amino acids. The transcript is spliced from 4 exons. Gene Ontology annotation, molecular function: RNA polymerase II cis-regulatory region sequence-specific DNA binding; DNA-binding transcription factor activity, RNA polymerase II-specific. Gene Ontology annotation, cellular component: PcG protein complex; transcription regulator complex.
AUGAGCGUCGAGUGCCUCGUGAUCCAGGGACCGAAGAAGAAAGUGAUCAUGGUGAACGGCGAUCGCAAGUUGAGGGACGUUCACAAUACACUCCUACAUUCGUACUCCAGAGGCCUUGUGACACCUAGCCCCCUGGUACAGGGAGCCGAAUUGCAGAGGCAACCAUUGAAGAUGGACCAGGAGGGGAGGACAGACGGCGGUGCGACUUCUGCCCCCAAUCUUAUGGUGCCCACGGAACUAACAACACCAGACUUGAUUGAAGCAUACUCUGGCGACAAAGUGGAUACCAUCGACCGUGACAGCCACAGGGGUGACAAUUCUCCCGAGACCAGCUUGUCGGGCCCACAGAAGCCGCAAAUGCACCGACAACUGGACAAGCACCCGUGCCGCUUCUGUCCUCACUCAAGCAAUUCCGCAACGGCUGUCGCCAUCCACGAGAGGACACACACUGGAGAGAGGCCCUUCAGUUGCGGUGUUUGCGAGAAAACGUUUGCGCGUACGGAUUACUUGACAGCUCAUGUUAGAAUUCACACCGGAGAGAAGCCGUUCAAGUGCAACACGUGCAGCAGGGCGUUUAGUCAUAAAUGGAGCUUGGCGAAUCACGAAGGAAUUCAUACAGGAGAGAAGCCGUACAGGUGCAACACGUGCAGCAAGGCGUUUACUCUGAAACGUACCUUGGCGAAUCACGAAAGAAUUCAUACAGGAGAGAAGCCGUACAGGUGCAACACGUGCAGCAGGGCGUUCACUCAGAAAACCAACUUGGCGAAUCAUGAGAGAAUUCACACCGGAGAGAAGCCGUUCAAGUGCGAGACCUGCGGUAGAGCCUUUGCGGCUUAUAGCAAUUUACACACUCAUCGGAAGAUACAUCGCAAGUGAUCGAAACAGCAACGUGCAUCAUAGUUGUGG